UCAAGAGUAUGUGUUAAUAAUUCCAAUUUACAUAAAUUCACGCCUCUAUGAACUCAUUCGCGUUGUCCAAAGGUUAUUUUGGCAUGCGUGGCGUGCAUGACCGAUUUCAGUCUGUUCGGAAGUGACGACGUGGAUAGAUUUGUGACUAAGCCUGAGGGCAAAAAUAUUGGAGACCAUAGACGACUGGUAACGUUGCGGAGAAAGACACCCAGACUUGGAUCAACUUUGUGGAGAACGGAGAAGAGAAGUUGAAACCAAGCCUAAGUGGUGGAGGCCUGAUCUGACCCUGCCUACUCCAACCCCUCCUACUGCCAGAUUUGUGAGCCUUUGUUGGCUUCCUGUCUGAGAGGGAAAAAUCAAGGAGGAACAUUUCUACAAAUGAAGAGCUGAAGUCUUCACAUAGGAAACAAGUUCAAACUGAAUAUCUGGAAAAGUGCAUUAUUUUAUUGAUUUGUUUUUGACUUGAGCUAAAUACUUGGACGCUAUACACUGGGAUCAGUUGGGACUUACUUACUGUACCUUUUAGACUAGUGGUGUUUCAACAUGGCGAAGAAAAACAGCCAGAAGGAUACCUCUGGUAUGGUGUUUGACACAAACUUGAAAAUGGUUAUGUCCCAGGGAGGGACUUUUGAGAGAAUGAAGGAGAAGAUCAGUGCUGUCAGGGCCGUUGUUCCCAACAAAAGCAACAAUGAGAUAGUUCUGGUCUUGCAGCACUUUGAGAACUGCGUCGAUAAGGCCGUCCAGGCUUUCCUAGAAGGUAGUGCUGUGGAAAUCUUGAAGGAGUGGAAUGUAACUGGUAAAAAGAAGCCCAAGAAGAAAAAGAAGCCCAAGCCCCAGCCAGAGCCAGAGCCUCUGGCAGAGGAGCCUGCUCUAGCCGAGACCAUGCAGCCCUCUGAGACUGAGAGUAAGGAAGCUGUGAAUGGGUUCCAUGCCAAUGGCUCCGUGUUGGACGGAGACUCACUAGACUCUCUGAGUGAGCAGUUGGAUUCUGCUUCCUUGGACGCAGCCGAGUUGGAUUCUGAACCUGCCACGUCGGACAUUACAGGUGCGGAAGCAGACUCUCUUUGUAGUGGCCCAAGCCCCACCCCUCACCAUGCUCAAGGAGGAAGGAAUCACCAGCCUCCCCGUGGCAACAAGUUCCGUUCCAGAACUAACUCCCAGCCAUCCACUUCCUCUGUGCUCACCACUGACGAGAACCAACAGGGAUCCUCUGGAGCCAAGAAGAUUGCGCCCAACAUUGACCGCUCUGUGAAGGACCUGCAGAGAUGCACAGUGUCGCUCACUCGCUACAGAGUGGUGGUCAAGGAUGAGAUGGACUCCUCUAUCAAGACCAUGAAGCAAACAUUUGCUGAGCUCCAGAGCUGCCUGAUGGACAGAGAGGUUACUCUGUUGACAGAGAUGGACAAAGUCAAAGCAGAAGCCAUGGCCAUUUUGGAUGGCCGUCAAAAGAGAGCAGAGGAGCUCCGCAGGCUGACUGACCAAUCGGCAUCCAUGUCUGAGGACCAGCUGAGUGAGCUGCGUGCUGACAUAAAGCACUUUGUGAGUGAGCGUAAAUUUGAUGAAGACCUGGGAAAAGCUGUGAAGUUCACUUUCGAGCUAGAACCACUGAAGACAAGCAUCACAGGAUUUGGAUCAGUGUACCACCCUCAGACGGGUUACUCCAGCCGCUCCCGCUGUAGCUCCACCACCUCCUCCAUCACAGGCCCAGGGUCCGUAGAAACCCCACCUCCCUCCAGCUACGAAGGACGCCCUACCCAGCCAAACAAAACGACUUUCCUAGGCAACAGGCGUUACACGGCGGGUCCAGGGUACCACGCCGGUGGGCAGCGGUAUAAUGGCGGCUCCUAUCGUGACAGGAACCCCAAUCGUGGAGGCUACCGUUCCCAGGGCUACCAGGGCCAAGGCGAUGGCCCCAGCCAUCCUACUGCCACACAAUCCUCCAACUCCACAAGAGCUCCUUCCAACUCCGCUCCAUCCUCUUCUUACCGUCAAGACCACCCUUCUCAUAACGGUCUGCCCCAAAGGCCUCCGCGGACACACUGCCCCUGACACUGGAAUUACCUGGCCCAUUUGUCAUACCCCCUACUAACCCUGGCAUUCCACCCUCAAUACCCUGCCCCUUCCACCCCACUAACUCCUCUCAAUGAAGAAUAGAAUACAAGUUUACAUAUUUUUGUCAAUUGAGCUGUAGUGCCACCCAUAGGCAACCAUUCAUCCUCCUAACUUGAAAAUUAGCUACCCAUGUUCUGCCACUUUCUCCAUACUUUAGAAUUAGCUAUUAAGACCUAUUUUCUCAUGCCUGUUGAUAUAGCAGCUACCCAGGUCCCCUUUUGUGAGUCUGUGAUUUAAUAUUUGCUAUUUGAGGCCAGUGUUAUCUGGUGAUGCGUUUAUAUGCAUUUUGUAGCAUUUUUAUUUGAUCUGUUUUUGUUCUCGAGCAUCAAAUUAAUUUUAUUUUGCUUUAGGUUGCAAGUUUUUUGCAGUCUAUCAAACCAUUUCAGUUCCUUAUUUUAGACGAUACAUGACACCCUUACAAUGGUUUCACAAGUAUGUAUGGGAGAUUGUCAUCAAUGGCAUAGAAUCAACACUACAUAAUUGUAUCUUAUUAUUUUAGAGCUUCCCAUAUAUGCUGGUUGCUCCUGUAAAUAAUAUGUACUCAUUGAAAUGUAUGAUGAAUAUGUUGUUAAUCAGAACUAGCAGGUGAACCAGAGCGGUAAUCACGUCGGUUGUUGCCUGAUAGCAGUUUAUUCCCUCCCUCACAUGUAAAUUCAGAAUCUUUUUAGUGGAUAGUUUUUCUGUUCUCCCUAUUGUUAUUGUAUAAUCCAAGGAGAGGGCUCCUUUCUUUUUAAAAUUAUAAUUUUUUUUUUAUACAUACAUCCUUUAUUAUGUGGGACUCCACUUCUCAAAUCUCAGGUAUGAGAAAGGAACCUACACUCCCCUUCACAUAUGGUCUGAAUUAGGACUUCCUUUUGUUAGUACAUCUAUUCUGCUGUUAUUUGGUCUUCUCAUUCUUUCCUUAUGUUUAGUGUGUGUCAGACAGGACCAUAAACCGCAUACACUUCACAUGCUCGUAUCACAUUGCAACUUCCUUUGCCUUUCUAGAAAUGCAAAGAUGCUCGCAUCACAAACACUGUUAAGCGCACACUCUUCUGAUCUUUUACAUUACUGAGAAGUGAGCUGUAGGAACGUUGUCCUUUGAUACGUUCACUUUCCUCUUAAUUAUACCCUAGAGAAGAGAAAAAAAAUUGGAUGAAAUUUGUCUAUGCUGUUUCGGUCUUAUUUUGAACAUGUUUUAUGGCUGCUGAGUUGGGACAAAUUGAUAUGGUAAUGCCAGGAUUUAAUAUUAGUUUUAAUGUCUACAAUAACUGAACAAAAAUUUGGAGAAAUACCUCAUUGUUGCCCCUUGUACACUGCUUGGUAGCAUAAUGUUGCUUUUGGGACUUUGCUUUACAGAGGUCUGAAUGCUCUUUUGAAAUGGGGCUUGGAAUGGCUUACCAUUUGGCGAAAGCAGAGUCGUCUCAUGUCAAGCUGCAAGGCAUGUGUAUAAGAGCAUACAAACUAGCUGUUUCCUCUGUGUACCAAAGGGUCAUACUGAUGAGUAGAAUAAUUGAGAGAAACUUAGACUAACUGCCCCCCCCAGGUACUUAGGUCUUCUUAUAGGAGUGUAGUUUGGUCAUGAGAAAAAUAACUUAAUUUUGGGUUUUGUUAUAUUGCACAUCAAUGUAAAGAUUGUGGUUCUGGUUUGUUCAGUGGUUUACAAAGUAUUCUGUGGAAGUGUAGAGUAUACAGUAGGGCAGAUCACUUGGCAUGUAUCAGCAACUGUGCUUGAGCAGGUAAGGCUUGGUAGCCAACACCAAGAUCUUCCAGCCUUCAGCAAAUCUUUCCUCAUCUCAGAUCUGCACUGUAAAUAUAGUCUCAGUAAUCAUAAUGCACAGUAGUGGAGAUGCAUGCAUUACAGUACAAAGCAUUAUAUCUCCACAACACUGCUAGUUGUUACCUUUUGGUGCUGUGCAUGUUGAGGUUUGAUUUUAAUAGCUGAACUGAUUCUGCAUAGGGAAUGAAUGAUGCCGGUCUCAAUCGCUCUUUUACCAAAUGUAUGUAAAGUCACAUUCACAGCAUUCCAAACUAUCUGGAUAGGUUAUCGCCAAAGAGAUCAUGUUGUCUUGUUCGAGUUGCUGCCUUUUUUUCUUACUCUGCUUAUAAAAAAAAUAUGAUUGUUUUACAAUGGGAUAAUCUAUUCUAGGUUGAGUAACAUUGUUUCUUUUACAUUUUUUCUUUCCUGAAUCUUUACUGUAUAUAUGUAGCUAUAAUUUAGUUGUGCUCACAUGGUGCAUUUUGUAUGUUAUAUACAUAUUGAGCAUAUGGUUUACCUAUGACAACUGUAAACUUAAGUGCCUUCUCUUGUUUCCCUCAAAUUCAUUCACUACCCCCCUUCCCUACCACUACCACCCAGUAUGGACCAAAGACAUCUGCCCUCCACAUCCAUUCCAAUACAAGCGCCUCUUGUAUACACGGCCCUCCCCAUCCAUUCCAAUAGAAGCACCCCCCCCCAAUACACAGAAAGGCACACUUUUCCUUUACUAUUAAACGAUUGUUUGCAAUA
Oncorhynchus keta (chum salmon) is the source of this 4600-nucleotide messenger RNA. Its product is annotated as spermatogenesis-associated serine-rich protein 2-like. The coding region runs from base 544 to 2049 and encodes 501 amino acids. The record is from RefSeq and is a predicted model, not a curated record. Gene Ontology annotation, cellular component: cytoplasm. Gene Ontology annotation, molecular function: protein binding. The transcript has 13 exons. Lineage: Eukaryota; Metazoa; Chordata; Actinopteri; Salmoniformes; Salmonidae.